CAGUAUUAGGGUUUUUCUUUUUCUUUUUUUUUUUUUUUUUCUUUCUUUCUUCUUCUCAAUCCUCUCUGUAGCCAUGGGCGAUGGAGGAGGAGGUGGAGGCGAAGAUACCUCUAGUAGGGUUCUGAUUCCGAAAGAUGCAAGGAAGGUGGUCCAAGAUAUUAAGGAGAUCGCACGAAAGCAUAGUGAUGAGGAUGUGUACGCAAUGCUUCAGGAGUGCGCUAUGGAUCCUAAUGAAGCUGUGCAGAGACUUCUCUAUUUAGAUACAUUUCAUGAGGUCAAGAAGAAACGUGAUCGGAAAAAAGAGAGCUCAAACAACAGGGCAUCUGAAUCUGAUAGGCGGAGAUCAGGCAUUCAAGGGCGAGGUGCUUGGACUGGUCGAGGGAACUAUUCUUCUCAUAACUUCUCUCAUGAUGCUGGUUUUGGGAGAAAUGCUGCUCAAAAGGAAAAUGGAGUCCAUCCCAGGACAGCAAGAGGUUUUACACACUCUUCUUUACCACUUUCACGGAGAGCUCAAAAUAAUGCGACACCACCCAAUGUGCCAAAAUCUUCAACUGUCUCAUCCAAUGGUGCCUCAAGUGUUUCUAAUGGAAGUUCUAAUCAUGUACUCGUUCCUGGAUCGGCUGCUGAUGAUGUUAACACUAUCCCUAAAGAUAAUUCAGUUGCGAUCAUUAAUAAAUCUGGCAAUGGACCGUCUGUGCUAAUUAGUGGUGUGGAAUGCCCUCCUGGUACCAUGCCCAAGCAUUCUUUUGCAUCUGUAGUUGGAGUGAAGCAGGGAAGCUCUAAUUCAACUUCUCAUACGACUCCAACAUCUGUAUCAGGUGUUUAUUCUUCUGCUUCAGAUUCUGUACUGGUGCCAUCUCCCAGUUCCUGUCUCCCUGGUACUAUGGGUACAAUUAAGCAUGAAGUGAGUCAAAUCGCAGGUGUUGAAACUAAUCAGCUACCUGAACUUUCAGAAUCCUUAUCUUUGUCAACCCAUGAUGAUUCUUUGAUUAUUGACUCUUCUUCUAAUCAUGAGAGCCAGUCAUCACUGGAGUUUACUGGUCCAUCAAAAGCUCCUCCAGAUUCAGAAACAGAGGUUGCAACUAUGAUGGCUGAAGAUAAUUCUCAGUUGAUAACUGAGUCAAAUGUUUCGGUUUUGGAAGAAGCUACUUCAAACCUGCACAUCUCUGAUGCUCGUCAUGUCAUCUUCAGAAACCAUCUUCAAAUCCCUGAAGCUUUAAAAAAUGGUUUGGUUUUUGGAAGUUUCGAUUCUAGUUUUUCACUAGGCUCGAAAUAUGCUAAUGGUCCUGAUGUUGAAAAGAGCCCUACACCAGCAGAAUCUUCUCAGGAGAAUAUUGAAAUUACCAAGGGGCCUUCUCCAAGCAAUCAAAGUGUAGCCUCAACUGCACAAGAGGAAGAUUAUCCUGAUCAACCUCAAUCUCCUCCACAUGCACCAGAAAAUUUAUCACCUCCAGUGGGCAGUGUCUCAUCUGGUGCAGUUCCAAAGCAUGAUCAAUCGAAGCAGGAGAUGCUGUUGCCUACAGGAGGCCCUCCUUUCCCUGUUGUUCAGCCUCUCCCAAACUAUAGUUUUGGUUUCAUGCCACCCAUGCUAGGGAGCUCGCUUGUUCAAUUUGAAGGACCUGAUGCUCAGGCACAGGACAAUUCUCACUCCCCAAAUAUUGUAAGGGGAAAUUCUUUGGUCCUGUCAGCACCCAGUCCGACUCCACCUGCAACUCAACCUGCAGGUAUCAUGCAGACCUCCAUUCCGGUCUCUCCACAGUCAGUUCCUGUUUUCCGACCACCUUAUCCUCCAAACUAUUUCCCAUAUAGCAACUACUAUCCCCCAUUCUAUGUGCCACCAGCUAUCCACCAAUUUUUAAGCCACAGUGGGUUUCCUCAACAACCUCCAACUGGAAAUGUAUAUGUACCAACAGCAGCAACUGCUGCAGGAGUCAAAUUGUCUCAUCCACAAUACAAGCCGGGAAAUAACACUGGAAAUUCAGGUCACAUUGGAAUUUUGCCUGGUUAUGGUUCAUACAGUACAUCCCAAGUUGGUUACAGUCCCAGUUCAGCUGUGAAUGCUGGAAGCACUACCGCCAAUGUGGAUCUUGCAGCAUCACAGUUGAAGGAAAACAAUAUCUACACAAACAGACAGCAGAGUGAAGGUUCGGCUGUCUGGAUUCCUGCUCCAGGCCAUGAUAUAUCCAGCUUGCAGUCCAAUUCUUUGUUCAACCUUUCCACGCAGGGGCAGCAUCCCACUUUUUCACCUGCACAGGCUGGUCAUGGUGCCUUCACUGGAAUGUAUCACCCAACACAGACCAUGGCUGCUCCCCUAGCCGUUCACUCUCUUCUACAACAGUCUCAGUCUAUGGCUGGAUCUGUGGAUAUGAUGGGGCCUCCAGCUAGUGGUUACCAGCCGCCUCAACAUGCACAGAUCAACUGGAAUCCUAGUUAUUGAAUAGGACAAACUGUUUUGGCCAAAACUGAUGACCAUAAGUGCAGAUGGAGGAAGGGAAUCUAGGAGAGCGAAACUCGGCCUGAUUUGAGUGUAAAUAUAAUCUGCGGCCAAGAAAUUUUUGGAAAAGUAUUUUGGGUGAUCAAACAACUCACCUGUUAGGAAAUUGACCUUCCCCCCCUCCCCCCCCCCCUCCUUUUUUUAUUUGCUUCAUAGCUUAGAUACAAGCAGGUCUCUUCUUGCUGUUAGAAAUGGUUUUGGUUUUACCUUUUACCCCCUUAGAAUGCUCAAUGAAGUGGACGGUUGAAGUUAUUAUUAUUAUUAUUAUUAAUUUUUUAAACAUAAAGAGAGUUGUGAGAAUUUCAAUUCCUCCUUUCUUUUGUGGUGGCUCAUCUGUAUAUUUAAGUUUUGAUAGGAAGGAAAAUAAAUUCCAGGGUUGUAAUUGCUAUAAGAGAAUUGACAUUUUAUUUGGUUUCUGUGAAUAACAAAAUUACAUCUGCGUUAUGCCCA
Molecule: messenger RNA, 2944 nt
Organism: Vitis riparia (riverbank grape)
Lineage: Eukaryota; Viridiplantae; Streptophyta; Magnoliopsida; Vitales; Vitaceae
Product: GBF-interacting protein 1-like
Exons: 9
Coding region: 74-2437 (787 amino acids)
Cellular component (GO): nucleus
Source: RefSeq, a predicted model, not a curated record